Molecule: messenger RNA, 1030 nt
Organism: Jatropha curcas
Lineage: Eukaryota; Viridiplantae; Streptophyta; Magnoliopsida; Malpighiales; Euphorbiaceae
Source: RefSeq, a predicted model, not a curated record
AUGUUUGAUCCGCUGAGCUCUGUAACGCGAGCUUGCAACUCUUGUGAGGGCUUUAAAGUGGUGGAACGUUGUUUAAAAUUAGUUGGGCCAGCUCAUAAAAUCAGACACGUUCAACGAUACGUGUUUGGUUGCGGUCAAAGCAACGCUGGCCGCCUGGGUCGAGCAGCUGGUUUGCUUGGACUUGGCCGGAGCCAAUUAUCUUUUGCAUUCCAAACUGCUAGGAAAUAUAAAAAGCUCUUCUCUUACUGCAUACCACCUACAUCGAGCUCGACCGGUCACCUCAGUUUCGGGGGCAAUAUAGGAAAGACAAUGAAAUUCACUCCAAUGUCCCCAGAUUUUCAAAGCACGCCUUAUUAUGGCAUCGACAUCACUGGAAUAAGCGUCGGUGGAGACAAACUAGCCGUUUCUGCUUCAGUUUAUCAAACGGCCGGACCUAUCAUUGACUCCGGAACAGUAAUUACUCGAUUGCCGCCAACAGUAUACUCUGCACUGAGCUCCAAGUUUCAAGAAAUGAUGACAGACUAUCCGAUGACCGACGGAUUUUCCAUUUUGGACACGUGUUAUGACUUCAGCGAUUUUGACACGGUAACAGUACCGAAGAUCAGUGUUUUCUUUAAAGGAGGAGUAGAGGUGGAUAUAUAUGUGACGGGGAUUUUAAUCGUGGUGGACGGGAUUGAGAAGGUGUGUCUGGCUUUUGCACCCAAUCAGAAGGACAGUGAGUUCGCCAUUUUUGGAAAUACUCAGCAACAGACGUAUGAGGUUGUACAUGAUCUUGCAAAGGAAAGAGUUGGGUUUGCUCCAGCUGCUUGUAGCUAAUUAGCUUGGUAACAAUAUAUGGUGAUUACAAGUACUUAAAUUUACCAGGAGAGUUUAAAUAUAACGGAGUAAUUGGACAAUAUAGUAGGUAAUUAAGAGUGUGGAGCUGCAUAAGAAAAUAAGUUUGUAAGAUGUGGAGAAAUGAUAAUCCCACAUAUAGUUGAAAGACAAUUGCAGAAAAUAAGUAUGAAUCAAACUUGAAAAUUAUCCCAAA